AUGCUGCGGAAUCUGCUGGGUUUCCGUCAGAUUGACCAAAGGACCAUCAGCUCUGCUUCAUGCAGCCAUUUUGAAAAGAAAGUUCCAGAGAAACAAAAGCUGUUUCAGGAGGAUAACGGAAUUCCAGUGCAUCUAAAAGGUGGGGUAGCUGACGCCCUGCUGAAUAGAGCCGCCGUGAUGCUCACAGUUGGUGGGAUGGCAGAUCCUGUGUAUCAGUUGGCUAUUGCCUCACUUCCCAAGAAGCAGGACUGUUUACAGUCAUCUCAGCAAUCAUUAGGUUCAGUUUAA
Marmota flaviventris (yellow-bellied marmot) is the source of this 288-nucleotide messenger RNA. NCBI's taxonomy places the organism in Eukaryota, Metazoa, Chordata, Mammalia, Rodentia, Sciuridae. The record is from RefSeq and is a predicted model, not a curated record.